AUGCUCCGAAGCUUGCUCAAGUCUCGACAGGUGAUUUGCGGGCUCCGAGAGCUCCGAGCUCUCUCCACAAGCCAGGGAAACGAGAGUAUCAUUGAUUUCGUCGACACUGUCACUGAAACCUCGGAAGCGCAGAACCAAUCGUUCGCCUCUCUGCUGCGAAACUCGAAAUUCAUGCAACUCGGCGACUUUAACGGGCGCCUCGUCGUCGGAAAAAUCGCUCAACGCGUUCAAGAAGACGUCUACAUUGAUUUUGGACUGAAAUUCAACGCUGUUUGCAAAGUUCCGGCGCUGAAUUCGGAAGCCUACCGCAGCGGAGCCCGUGUGCUCAUUCGUCUCAUCGACCCGGAGCUCAGCGAACGAUUUUUGGGCUCCAAACACGAUUUGACACUUCUUGAGGCUGACGCAGUGCUCGUACGUCUUCUAUCAAAUGUGCCACGUCAGCAGCAGCAACGGCAGAAGCCACGUGGCGCCACGGAAGAAGAAGCUCCAGCGGCUCCAGAAACACCGGCGGCACACUAAUUUUUCUAGAAAAUUUCACAUUUUCACUUUCCACGUGUACUUUUUUUUAUCAAUUUUAGCCUAGAAAUCCCCCAUUAAUUGUUGCCUGUUUUUUGUUGUUUUUUCAAUAAAAUAUGGAUAAUA
Molecule: messenger RNA, 642 nt
Organism: Caenorhabditis elegans
Lineage: Eukaryota; Metazoa; Nematoda; Chromadorea; Rhabditida; Rhabditidae
Gene: mrps-28
Product: Mitochondrial Ribosomal Protein, Small
Exons: 3
Coding region: 1-519 (172 amino acids)
Source: RefSeq, marked reviewed